This is a messenger RNA of Drosophila melanogaster (fruit fly), 1883 nucleotides long. RefSeq lists its product as uncharacterized. Gene Ontology annotation, biological process: regulation of DNA-templated transcription; DNA-templated transcription. Gene Ontology annotation, cellular component: nucleus. NCBI's taxonomy places the organism in Eukaryota, Metazoa, Arthropoda, Insecta, Diptera, Drosophilidae. The record is from RefSeq and is marked reviewed. Gene Ontology annotation, molecular function: DNA binding. The coding region runs from base 42 to 1016 and encodes 324 amino acids. The transcript is spliced from 2 exons.
GGAUAGACAAGCAAUAGACACAUCCACACAACAGCUCCAAAAUGAUGGAAAUACAGCGUCUCGAGCGCCAGAAGCGUUUAUUGGCCAUGCGCCAUGCUGCAUCAUCACUGCCUUCCAGUCAGGAGAAGGAAUUCAAUUUGCGCCUGGUGGACCUCUACAGGGAGCAGCCGUGCCUGUGGAAGAUCACGCUGCCGGCGUACAAGGAUGCGGACAUGAAGCGCAGUUCAUGGGAGAAGAUUGCCAGCCAACUGGGCAGUCAUCUUAGUGCCGAAUUCAUACGCUGCCGGAUGCGCAACAUGCGGUAUCAACUUAAUGUGUACAAACUCCAGAUGAUCGAGUAUCAGAUGACUUCCGGCAAGGGAAAACCGCCAGAGAAGCCCUACUACGUUGAUCGAUUUGCUUUCCUGGAGCAGGAAGAUGGAGCUGAGGAGUCGGAUAACCAACAAUCUAACGCAAACGCCAAGAAACAAAAUAUUCCAAGAUCCGAGAGGUUUGCGAAGCUUUGGUCGGACUUUAAUUUGAAAUCCAUGACCAAAAGGGAAUCCACUGAUGCCAGCAGCAAGGAGAGCCAUCGUUCCGGCCAGAGAAUCGCCGAUAUGGUCAAGAUGCGCAUGGAUGCGCAGGUUGGGCCACUGGCGUUCGACAGGCCGCGUCUGAAAAUCCCAGAUUUUAAGCAAAACAUCAUCUGGAAGCGGAAUUUGGGCAAUCGCUCGUCGGACACCUCCGUGGGAGAUCUUUCAGAGACUUUGUCCACAUUGCAGGCACGUCCUGGUGAUUCCGUAUCCAAGACCAAGAUGAACCAGAAGGAUCUGGACAGUGAGCAGCCGACGACCUCCAGGAUGGCAAAAUAUGCUCUGGCCAACGAUGGCCAGUCGGAGGAUGAGGAGCUGUACAAAAUGCAUUGGAAGGUUCGCACGGGUCAAAGGUCAUUACGUCCUGGACACGAUCGCUGCCAGAAGUUGCCAACGCUAUCGCUUCCUUCGAAGCCCGACGAACCCACUCCAGAUAUAUUUUAGCCAACGUUUCUAACCAAUGUUUCUAAAUUGCUUUUCUUGUGUUAAGUUUAAAACAGGAUUAUGGACCACAGACAAGGGCAAGCUGGGAAAGUACUUCAUUAGGGUAAUUUACGAUUCCAAAAAGCCAAGACAUUCCUGAAUCUUCAUGCAUUACAAUAGUCAAGAUAAAUGAAUACGCAGCAAAUAAGCAGAGUGGGGACUAACAUUAAGUAGUUAAAAUAUAGUACAAAUUUUAGUCGAUCAUGCCAAAUGAAAUAUGAAGAAAAUAUGAAAUUAUCUGGAGCAAAAGAAAUGAACAGCAGUUAGGAGAGCAAAAAUCAAUGACCUUCUUUUCAACCUGCCCAUCAAAACAGUCAAAAAUACACUUGCCAUCCAUUUGACCUAUUGUGCCAUUGACAACAUGUCUGAAUACACCGCAGCCACCUGUUUGACAAUCCGAAGGACAUUCACUUCGCCCCAAUGCGUGUUGAGGGCUCCAUUUCAAGUUUGAUUAAUUCUUGAGUCUGGCUGGGCAAAUGAGGCGGAAAGAUACGGCCCAAACUCACCGAGUCCGGCUAUGAUUUAUGAAUACUUCAGAACGAUGAUGACGAACACAGUCUGUAUGCUAAAGCGAAGUUGCGAACUCUUGCCGCAAAUCCAAAAACCACCGACGAAAUUAGUUUUUGGCUGUCAAAGUAAAUUCCGAAAUUACUUCAAGAAAUUACACAACGCACACAGUUUAACCCCACAGACACAACCGCCUGGCAAAAGGACUCAUCCCCAUCCGACAUCCCUAAGCGCAAAUUCCGACUUCCCCCCGAUGCCCGAUGCGUUGCUCAUUAGCGUGAAAAUUUAAUUUAAUUUCUUCCAAUAAACCCCUUAAGUGCU